ACGUGCAGCGCGUGGGGCCUGGGCCACGUGCGCACCUUCGACGGCUUCGCGCUGCGCGCGGCGGGCGCGUGCCCCUACGUGGCGGCGCGCGAGUGCGGGGACGGCGCCUCCAGCUUCAGCGUGGAGGUGCGGCGCAGCGCGGGGCGGAUCAGCUCCGUGAGCGCGCAGCUCGACGGCCUCGCGCUCUCCGUCUCCCGCGACGGGAACGUGACCGCGCGCGGGGAGAGGGUCCGCCUGCCGUUCAGCGACACCGGCGUGCAGGUGACGCGCGUGGGCGCCUACACGACCGUGCGCAUGCGCAACGUGGUGGAGCUUCGUCUCAGCGUGGACCAGUCCCUCACGAUUUCCGUGGACAAGAAGUUCAAGGGGCGCAUGUGUGGCCUGUGCGGGGACUACAACCAGGACCCCGUGAACUCCGAGUUCAAGGACGACAUGCGCACGGUCGCCGACUUCGUAAAGGCGCAGAAGCUCGCGGACGGCAGUGCGGUUUGCACCGAGGAUACGGCGCCUCCGGGACCCCCCGCGCUCAACUGCUCCAGACACGUGGACACCUGCCGCGCGUUCACGCAGCUCCCCGCCUUCUCCGGGUGCGAGGACGUCGGGGUGGACGUGCACGCGCUCGUGGUCGCGUGCACGCGGGACGUGUGCGCGUGCGUGGAGACGUGGGGGCUGCCCCCCGCGGAGUGCGCCUGCGACUCCCUGGCGGAGCUCUCGCGGCAGUGCGCGCUCGCGGGGGGCCGCCCGGGGGCGUGGAGGAACUCCCAGCUGUGCCCCGCCUCGUGUCCCGACGCGAUGCAGCACUCGGAGUGCGGCACCAGCUGCCUGGACACGUGCUCCAACCCCACGGCCAGCGCCCUGUGCGAAGAUGCCUGCCUCGACGGCUGCUUCUGCCCCCCUGGCACGGUGAUGGAUGAUGUGGACGAGGCGCAGGGCGGGCGCUGCGUGCCGGUGGAGCAGUGCUCCUGCGUGUUCGACGGCAGGCAGUACCCCCCCGGCGGGGUGCUGGGGACCCCCUGCAGUAAAUGCGAGUGCGUAGGGGGCCAGUGGAACUGCUCGAGUCUGCCGUGCCCGGGGAUGUGCAAGCUGGAGGGCGGCUCCCACUUCACCACCUUCGACCACCGCACCUACACCUUCCACGGGAACUGCCUCUACACCCUCUCACAGGACUGCGCAGGACGCGAGUUCACGAUCCUCGCCGAGCUGCGGUCGUGCUCCUCCACGAGCCGCGCCACGUGCCUCACCUCCGUGUCGCUGCUGCUGGCGCACGGCGGCGAGGCAGUGGGAGACGCGGAGCUGUCCCAGGUGCUGAAAAUGGCCCCGCUAUGUCCAUCGCGACCGAGCGGCGACGACAUCGCGGCUCCUUUGAACUCAAACAACUUCCAGGCGGCGCCGUUCUCGCGCUCGACUAAAUCCGACUCUGCUCUGCUAGUCAUCAAAUUCGAGGCAGACGGACGCGUCAUCAUGAACGAGAUGCUCGCAAAGCUGCCCUACAGCAACAGCGCCGGCCUGCAGGUGUUCCGCCAGUCGUCCAUGUUCGUGCAGGUGGCCACCCGCUCCGGCCUGCACCUCCAAGUGCAGCUGCAGCCCCAGAUGCAGCUCUACGUGAGCGUGUCCGUCGCCUACAAGAACCGCACCUGUGGACUCUGCGGGAACUACAACGACGUGCUGGCGGACGAGCUGAAGACGUCGUGCGGCCUCGUGGAGGCCACCUCCACCCCCUUCGCCAACUCGUGGAAGGCGCAGACGGGCUGCCCCGACACGGCCGAGGAGCUGCAGGACCCGUGCUCCAUCAACGCGCACACCGCUAGUGCCACGCUACCUCGUGUGACGUCAUCGGCGCUGGGCGUGGCCAUGCGCUGCCACGCCCCUCGUGUGACGUCAUCGGCGCUGGGCGUGGCCAUGCGUUGCCACGCCCCUCGUGUGACGUCAUCGGCGCUGGGCGUGGCCAUGCGCUGCCACGCCCCUCGUGUGACGUCAUCGGCGCUGGGCGUGGCCAUGCGCUGCCAUGCCCCUCGUGUGACGUCAUCGGCGCUGGGCGUGGCCAUGCGCUGCCACGCCCCUCGUGUGACGUCAUCGGCGCUGGGCGUGGCCAUGCGCUGCCACGCCCCUCGUGUGACGUCAUCGGCGCUGGGCGUGGCCAUGCGCUGCCACGCCCCUCGUGUGACGUCAUCGGCGCUGGGCGUGGCCAUGGGCUGCCACGCCCCUCGUGUGACGUCAUCGGCGCUGGGCGUGGCCAUGCGCUGCCACGCCCCGCGUGCGAUGGGAGGGCGCGAGGCGACGCGGUAUUUGGACUUCAUUGCGCUCGUGUCGUCUGCAGCCCAGUACGCCGAGGAGACCUGCUCCAAGCUCAUGGACCCCCAGGGCCCCUUUGCCAAGUGCCAUGGGGUGGUCAACCCCAACCAUUUCUACAAGACGUGCCGGCACGACACGUGCGAGUGCGAGAGCCCGGAGCGCUGCGUGUGCGCCGCGCUGGGCGCGUACGCACACGAGUGCGCGGCGCGCGGACACGUGCUCAUCGGGUGGAGGGAGAAGGCGGGCGUGUGCACCGAGGCGACGCAGCAGUGCGGCGAGGGAGAGGAGUUCCAGUACGGCGCCUACGCCUGCAACGGCACGUGCACGUCGCUGUCGCAGUUCGACGCCUCGUGCCUGGUGACGGACACGCCCGUGGAGGGUUGCGUGUGCGACGGCUACCGCACGCAGGAGGGCACCUGCGUGGACGGGCCCUCGCUCUGCCCCUGCUACAUCAACGGCCAGGCCAUCGCUCCGGGCAUGACCAUCACGCGCAACGGCGCGCAGUGCCUGUGUCGCCGUGGGGUCAUCCAGUGCAAGGCCAACCUCGUGGCAGAGUGCCUCCCCCCGCGGGUGUUCGUCGACUGCCAGGCUGCCCUGCCUGGGGUGCAGGGGCUGGCGUGCGAGCGGACGUGCCAAAACCCCGACAUGGAAUGUUACACGCCCGGCUGCGUGUCGGGCUGCAUGUGCCCCGAGGGCACUGUGCUGGACAGCGCCGAUGGGUGCGUGCGCCCUGACCAGUGCCCGUGCCAGCACAACGGCCAGAGCUACAGCCCGGGCGACAGAGUGGCCGUCGACUGCAACACGUGCACGUGCGAGGGCGCUCGCUGGAGCUGCACGGACGACGACUGCAUGGGGCUGUGCUCCUUCUACGGGGACGGACACUACACCACCUACGAUGGGCGGCGCUUCCUGUUCGACGGGAAGUGCGAGUACAUCCUCUCGCAGGACUUCUGUCCGUCCAACCCUGCGGGCGGAAGCUUCCGCGUCAUCACAGAGAACAUGGCGUGCGGAACCUCGGGCGUCGCCUGCUCCAAGAGCAUCAAACUCCUGCUCGGGGACGUGGAGAUCCGCUUUGCCGAUGGCGAUCACAGCAUCAGCUCCGUGACGAGUGGGGCGGGCCCCCACAUCCCGUACAGGAUGCGGAAGCUGGGGGGCACCCACAUCGUGGAGGCCGCCAACGGGCUGCUGCUGCAGUGGGACGGGGGCAACAGCGUGCGCCUCAUGGUCUCCUCCGACAGCCGGGGCCGGCUGUGCGGGCUGUGCGGAGACAUGGACGGAGACUCCCUCAACGACUUCACGGUGCGAGGCCAGGUGGUGGUGGCGAGCCCCGUGGAGUUCGGGAACUCCUGGCAGGUCUCGUCCCUCGCGUGCGCGAGCACCACCGCCAACGCCGACCCGUGCUACAUGAACCCGUACCGCAAGGCGUGGGCCGAGCGGGAGUGUUCGCGCAUCAUGGGCGACACGUUCAAGGGCUGCCACGCCAAGGUCGACCCCCUGCCGUACUACGAGGCGUGCGUGCGUGACUCGUGCGGCUGCGACAUGGGCGGCGACUGCGCCUGCUUCUGCACGGCCAUGUCGGCCUACGCGCAGGCCUGCCGCGACGCCGGGGAGUGCAUCGCCUGGAGGUCCCCGGUCAUCUGCCCGGCAUUCUGCGACUACUACAACGAGCCGGGCCACGAGUGCGAGUGGCACUUCGAGCCGUGCAAGAAGCCGUGCAUCCAGAGCUGCCGCUACCCAGAGCAGAACUGCUCCACCCACCUCCCCUCCAUUGAGGGCUGCUUUCCCACGUGCCCCCCUGAGUUCCCUUUCCUAGAGGAGAACAGCAUGAAGUGCGUGGCGCUAGAAGACUGUGGCUGCUAUGACUCUGACGACCCGAGCAUCCACUACAACACGAGCGAGACCGUGCCGUCGUCCAAUCGCUGCGAACACUGCCUGUGCACGGCGGAGUCGCGCAUCGAGUGCACGCCCGUUCCGGAGUGCGCGUGCAUUUGGAACGGGACCGAGUACCAGUACAAUGAGACCAUCUACGUGGUGGGCGACGGCAUGGGCGUGUGCUACAAGGCUUACUGCGGUGAAAAUGGCAACGUCUUCUACCGCGUGGUGACACCGUGUGGCAGUGACACCAUCCCCAAUAUCGGCACCACUGGCCCUACCGCCAGCACCACCGGCCCCACCGCAAGCACCGUAUUCACCACGGUUGUGUCAGUGACAGCUGGACAGAUGUACACAACACCAACCAGCAGAGCUACACCAACACCAACCAUGCCGAACAGGACUCCAUCAACACCAGGCACUCAAUCACCACCAGCCACCCCAUUUCAAACACCAAACACACCAUCAACAGAAAGCCCAAAAACAGCAGGCACAAUUUCCACCACUCCCAGCUCCCCACCCUGCACGCCCCACUGCGAGUGGUCGCGCUGGAUCUCAUCUGAUUACCCCAGCUACGAUGGGGUGGGAGACAAUGAGACGUUUGCUCACAUCCUGGAAGUAGAAGGAGAAGACAGCAUCUGCUUGGAGCCGAGUGACAUCGAGUGUCGAAUCUAUGGCUCCUUGAAUAACAAACUUCAGCCGGGAGUGACCUGUGACAAGGACGAAGGGCUGCUCUGUCUCAACAAAGACCCCUUCUUCUUCUGCGAUGACUACGAGAUCAAGGUCCUGUGCUGUUUGGCCUGUGAGUCGGGCGGCCCAACUACGACCCAAGAAACACCUACAUCAAGCACACCACCACCAACAAUCGCAAGCACAACAAUACCAGGCACACCAUCAACAGCAAUCUCAAUGAUUUCCACCACUCCCAGCUCCCCACCCUGCACGCCCCACUGCGAGUGGUCACGCUGGAUCUCAUCUGAUUACCCCAGCUACGAUGGGAUGGGAGACAAUGAGACGUUUGCUCACAUCCUGGAAGUAGAAGGGGAAGGCAGCAUCUGCUUGGAGCCGAGUGACAUUGAUUGUCGAAUCUAUGGCACCACGAAUAACGAACUUCAGCCGGGAGUGACCUGUGACAAGGACGAAGGGCUGCUCUGUCGCAACAAAGACCCCUUCUUCUUUUGCGAUGACUACGAGAUCAAGGUCCUCUACGAUGGGGUGGGAGACAAUGAGACGUUUGCUCACAUCCUGGAAGUAGAAGGAGAAGACAGCAUCUGCUUGGAGCCGAGUGACAUCGAGUGUCGAAUCUAUGGCUCCUUGAAUAACAAACUUCAGCCGGGAGUGACCUGUGACAAGGACGAAGGGCUGCUCUGUCUCAACAAAGACCCCUUCUUCUUCUGCGAUGACUACGAGAUCAAGGUCCUGUGCUGUUUGGCCUUGGUCACGCUGGAUCUCAUCUGA
Lethenteron reissneri (Far Eastern brook lamprey) is the source of this 5622-nucleotide messenger RNA. Its product is annotated as mucin-2-like. Gene Ontology annotation, cellular component: extracellular matrix. The record is from RefSeq and is a predicted model, not a curated record. NCBI's taxonomy places the organism in Eukaryota, Metazoa, Chordata, Hyperoartia, Petromyzontiformes, Petromyzontidae. Gene Ontology annotation, molecular function: protein binding.